Molecule: messenger RNA, 2678 nt
Organism: Actinia tenebrosa (Australian red waratah sea anemone)
Lineage: Eukaryota; Metazoa; Cnidaria; Anthozoa; Actiniaria; Actiniidae
Product: centrosomal protein CCDC61
Cellular component (GO): ciliary basal body
Source: RefSeq, a predicted model, not a curated record
GGUCGUUAUUGCCCGCUAAAAUACAAAUACUAACUUUUUGACACUGAACAUUAAAAGCUGGUAUUCCACUUCUGAACGGUGAGAUCAUACGACUUUUUUAAAGCAUGGUGAUACAAUGGACUAUAGAGAAUCUUCCUAACGCAUUCGCUUUGAAAUCGGAUGAAAUUUAAGAGAUAAUUUAGACAAGUUUGUUGGCUGUCUUGGUGGAAGUUGAUCAGACUGUCAGCCAUGGACAAUAGAGCAGACGACGAUCUAAUCGUUGCUUCACGUCGACUAGUAUUUCGUGGUAUUGAGUAUGUUGUUACACUAGUAGUUAAUAAGGAGGAGAAUCAGUUUUCUCUGGAGGUAGAAGAUCGACUCACUGCAGACCAAUGGAGAGGGCAGUUUGAUGCCAAAUAUAUUGAGGAUCUCACACACAAGACUGGGAACUUCAAGCAGUUCUCGAUAUUUGUGAACAUGCUGGAAUCAGCAUUGACAAAGGGUAGUCAUGCGGUAAUGCUAGACCUGUUAACAUACAGUGAUCUUGAGGUGCUCAGGAAUAAAAGAACUCAGAAGCCAGGUUCUGGAACCCAACACAUUCCUCCUGCUAAAACCAACUCCAACCUGCAUUCCAAGAGAUAUUUAAUUUUGACUUAUUCAGUAGAAUUUGAUAGGAUUCAUUAUCCAUUACCUUUACCUUAUGUCGGUAAGCCUGACCCAGUCCAACUGCAAGAGACAAUCAGGAGACUGAAUGAAGAAAACAAGGCCUUGAGAGAUCAGUUGAUGAAAAAUUCAAGAAAUGGUGUGAACCUUCACUUACAAAAAGAGGUUGAAAAAGCUAUAACUGAAAGAGAUGAAAUUCAAGCACAAUUUGAAAUAUUCAAAAGAGAAAUUAAACACGCGGAAAAAGCAAAUACGGCUAAAGAAAUCCGAGUACUGAAAAAAGUGGUCCAAAAUCUGGAGAGUGACCUGAUGAAGGAGAAAAGCAAGUAUCAAAGGACUUUGAAUAAAAAGACUCAGGAAUAUCGAGGUGUCGUUGAUGAGUUAGAGGAGGUGCGUGCAAGUGAACGAAACCUUCGCGCAAGAUGUCGAAGUUUAACCAAURAAUUAGCAGUGUAUAAAAGAGGGUCCCGAGCUUCUCCAGCUUCAAGUAGCAUUUCGAUAAAGAGAAGUGCAUCUCGGAAUUCCCAAUCACGUGAUCGUCGUUCUACUUCACGUGAUCGUCGCUCUACUUCGCGGGAUCCUCGUUCUACUUCGCGGGAUCGUUUAUCAGACAUGCAGAAUCGACGAUCGACUUCACUUGAACGUCGAUCUGCUUCACGAGAUCGAAUAACGUCGACGCGGAGACGGAUACCUUCUCCCGCAGGUACUGGUUUCCUAGGUCCUCGUCCACCACGAUUUGACCCAACAGCAUACGUGAAAGAAAAACAGCGUAAARUAACAGAAGCUGAAGAAAUGCGAGGACGGAGGAGAACAAGGUCRAAUGGGUCCCUGACGCGAGGCCGUUCAAGGUCCCUGUCCACAGAGCGUACCUCCAGAUUGGUACCAUCAGCAGAUAAAGGACUCAAAAAAGGGUUACAGAGAACCUCCUCGAUCGGGAGCCUGGGCAGCAGACGGUCGUCCCAGUCUUCUAUUGACGGUGCGCUGUCAGAUCAUUCCAACAGUUCAAGACGGAAAAGAACAACGAAAACAAAGAAGAAACAGCAACCUUCAGGAAAGGAAAACAGAAAGACUCACGUCUUGUCCAGCCCGGAAGCCUCGGAUGUGGGGAGCUACAAAGACCUACGGAUAACCAAUGCAUUAUAUUCCAGUACACCAGAGAAUGGUAGAACUCACUCUCGCACGAAGACAAAGCAUCGUCACACGAAAUCUAGUCGUUUACCGCCACGCGAAAUCGAAGAUUCUUUCAACCGUUCUGCAGAGAUGAUGGAGAUUGACGCACGUCUAAACGCAUUGCAGCACUUCAUGAAAGCCAAUUUACAGUAAUAGGAUGUAACCAAUCACAAACACCCACACAGACCACGUGAUUAACUGAUCCCAACAUCACUCUUGUAUAAUAAAUCCGCCAAUAGCACACCAUAUUCAAAUCUUUAGGAGACGGGUGGGAGACUGGUACUAAUGGUCAUGGAAAUGAGGCUGGUUGUCUUUCCCUUAUAAGGCAUUACAUUUCUGUUACGGAUCUAUUUUAUUCUGGUCAUUUUCUAUGUACAAAACAACAACAACAACAACAACAAAAACAACACACAAAUGAUAACUUACUUUAGUUUUCUCUUUUUGGACCCCUUCCAGGACGUCGGAAUGCCGUUCAAUUUGGAGGACAUAACAUUAGGUUUCCAAUUCUCAGGAGAUUGAAAUUCUUUCGUUUUGUCCUCCAAAUUCAGCUGAUUUGUCGUCACAUGCAAGGGGUCUCUUACACUGUUUUUCACACUCUGGGACGACUGGCCUCUUUUUCAAGUUCAUUACUGUCAUUACCUCCCAUCAGCUUUUACAGAAAUGAAUAUGAUAUAUAACCAUGUAGUUUAAUUUAAAAUAAUACCAGCGUUAUUAUUCCUAUUACAAACAGUUUCAACAUAUUUUCAUUUUUUUAACGAAAAAUUAUUUUAAUACAUAUAAAUUGUUUUUAAUUGACCAAAACCCAUCUAUAUUUUACUGUAGUAUUAUAAAGUCUUUGUACAUAUCUGGUUUACUUUUAUAUAUCA